This is a messenger RNA of Homalodisca vitripennis (glassy-winged sharpshooter), 12401 nucleotides long. RefSeq lists its product as uncharacterized. Gene Ontology annotation, molecular function: protein binding. The record is from RefSeq and is a predicted model, not a curated record. Bases 26 to 4819 code for a protein of 1597 amino acids. Lineage: Eukaryota; Metazoa; Arthropoda; Insecta; Hemiptera; Cicadellidae. The transcript has 30 exons.
GAGAAGCAGAGAGUUCACCAACGAAAUGCAAGGCCUACGAUCCGUCCUCCGUGAUUCCAACCAAAAGCCCAACCCCUUCAAUGACGUAUCUAUUCAGGCUGACAUCCGAGUGGCCGAUCCCACCACAUACGAGUCGGAAGAUGAGUUAAUGGGUAUGGGGCGGCGCAAGCAGCUGGGGAGAAGCAAGAGAGGGACACCUUUAUACUCCAAGGAAGACAUCAGAGAACAGUAUUGCAUCAAUGAUAAGCAACUUCAUGGCCUGGAGGAUAUCCAGGGCACCGGAGGCUUAUUUGGUUGCCUCUCCUCUUAUCAUGUUGACCUUAGCGACUCAUCCUGCAGUUCGAGAAGUCCUGGGCUACUGUCGGUGUGUGUUCGCCGGAAAGUGCCAUCAGAUGAGAACCUCGCGGAGUUGUGUAGAAGAGCACCUCAUGACUACGCUCCCUUCCCCAGAUGGCCCAGGUACUUCCCACACGACGAAGCUGUUUAUUUUAGGAGAAGACCAAAGUCACUGUGUAAUGACCCUCACGGCUACGCCUGGAUGGCCGAGGAUGAGGAAGCUAUUAGAAUGGAGCGGCCUAGACCUAUUCGUCCAGACGAGUACGAGAUGUGCAACAACUACCCAAGAAGAGGGCCUCAUUACAUGAGCUACAGUUCUGAAUAUUUGGUCGGUCGACACAUGCCCUGCCCUGCUCACCCUCACCUGCCACCCCCGCCGCCUCCGCCUGCCAUACCUACAAUGCCACACAGGACGAAACACGUCAGUUUUGCUCGUUCCCACACAUUAACAUCAUUUGAUGAUGCUAUCGUCAGCAUAGGCAGUGGUGUCGGAUCUUGUAGUCAGGAAAGACUGAUCGAUGGGAAGAAGUCCUUGGAAGUUUUGCAAGAGCCACAAAAAAUUGUUGUUGAAAAGGUGAAAAGAGCUCCCAUGAAAACUCAAGCAACCCAGACUGAAGUAUGUUUGGGAAGAAAACCUUUACCUCCAAAUUACCUCACUUUGAGUCCCAGAACUGUCCACAGAGUAAGAAUGGUUUCACAAGGAGCUCAAACGAAUGGCGACAAGAACAACAGAAGAUUAAUGAAGAGUUUCUCGGAAGUUGGACAGUUUGGGGUGGGAACUGCAGGAAACAACAACAAUGCGGCGGACUCACACGAACCUCUCCAGAGAACUCAGUCUGAGGAACCUCCAAGAUCACCCUUUCUUCCAACAAGCCCAAAAGAAAUCCUAAUUGAUUUUGAGCCAUUGGAACGAAGAGGAAGAAAAAGGCUUUUAGGGAAGACGGUUUCAGAUGGUGAAAUUUUAGAGUCAGCGAGAGAAAAGGAAGAGAGAGGGGAUGGGGCUACUCAGUCUGAUUGUGAGGCUUGCUAUCAAAACACUUCAAUUGAUGAGCCAUCUGAAAAACGUUCUGCGUCAUCAGCCUUUUCAGGAUCGGAGACUACGAGUCCUGUCAAACAGUUAAUAUCAGCUGAUUCACAAGAAGAAGAAUUCCAUGAAAACCUUAUCUAUGGAUCACGGCUGUUCAGAAAACAAAGUACGGGUGAAGAUGCGGACAGUGGCUUAAUGUCGAUGGCUGACCCUAAAGCUCCUCCAAGUACGAAAAUCCAAUCUCCUUUUGCUUCAUCCGACUCACUCAACACCAGGGACCACAGUGAUGGAAUUUGGAAUGAAUCCCAAACAACGAUCCUGCAUGCGGACUCGGACAACAAUGGUGCAGGGACAGGAGUAAGUUGCUCAGAUUUGAGUUCCUCUUUGACACCUUCAGCGGCUAUUAUGAGUCUAACCCCAUCAUCUAGAAGAAAACAUUUACUGAUGCUUCAACAUCAGCAGCGUUCAUCAAUGGACACUGAAGCCUUAGAUGCAGAAGAUUUAGAUAUAGAACAACCUCCUUUAUCCCCGAGAGUAAGAGGAGAACCAGUUCAAACAGUGCCUGUAGUUGCCGUGACAACCCCCAUACAAGAUAGAACAGAAACGUCGAAACCUAUUAUAAAGAACACACUGCCUUAUUUCAAAACACGAAUAGAACAAUCAUUAUCACCUAGUCACAGAGCGAGAAGAAGAAGUCCUGAUCUACGAGUUGCAGACCUAGACAAUCAACAAAAUGACUUGCUAGCAAGAUCAGACUCAGGAAAGACAAACACAGAUAUGUCAGAAACCUCGACCACGACAGAGGACUAUGCGACAGCGACAGAGAACAACUCUGGGACAGACACCAGUUCCAAACUACUGCGGGGAGACUCAGGACCUACCACGACGGCAACCAGUAUCGGAGUGCCAUCGGCCACAGGGAGUUCCUUUGAAAGUGGCUCCUCUCUCUACAGCCUUGCUCGAGCAGAUGCCACAGAGGAGGUCCAGCAGGUGCCUUGUUCACCACCUCCAAUUGUUGAGGAAAAAGAAAAGAAUAAUGAGUUCAGUGAAGAAGUGAGACUGAAAGAUGUAGACUCAAUAAGUGGGGAAAGCAGUAGCUCUGGCAGUUACAGUGUUGAUGGAAGCAGUGGAGAAAAACAACUCUCGGACCGAAGUGGUGCCUGCUCUUCUCCUGGGGAGUACGAGUCUCCUGUUGAGGAACAUUCAAAAUCAAGAUCGUGGACUGAGGAAGAGAGAACUGAAGCGAAGAGAGGUUUCAAGUUGGAGCUGUCACCUAAAAAGGAGCAAGCAUCAAGUGCUCCAGCAGUGAUUACUCCUCAACGUGGAGUAUUUCCUCAGCACAAAUCUCCAAACAGAGAGGCAGAACAAGAGGUGCCAAAACGGCCUAAAGGUAAAACACAGAGCCCAAUUCAGCCUUCUGGAAAACACACUCCUACUCAGGUUGUUGUCAGCAAUGGUAUGGGUGGAGAGUCAUCUGAGGAUUCAAGUGGUGAGUGUGCCUGCGGUCGACAACGCCGCACUCGACGCAAGUCUGGUGGACGCAGCCCAACUUCUCAUAAUCGUAUGAGAAGAAGGAGUAAUAGUGGUGAUGAAAAUAAUCGGAGAAGAAGCUCUUUAGCUCCCAAAUCACCAAGUCCAGUAGCUCCAGAGGACAACAACACAUUGAGAACUAAUUCUCGUCUGUACCCUGGACAUGAAGCAGUCAGAAGCCCAGGUGGAAGUCCGAGUAGAAGAGGUAAACCAAAGGGUAUCACCAGUCCAGAUGCUGCUCGGUUGAAAGCACUGAGUGCUGAGAGUUUGCGCUCAGUUAGCCCUGGGAGUGACUCGGUUUUCUAUAGUGAACAUAGUAGUGCCACUGCCACCCUAACCGAACAGGCCACCUGCCACCACUGUGGGCGCAAUGUCAAUACUUCACCUCCGUUAGCAGGUGUUGUUGGAAGUGGGGAGAGUAAUGGAAAUGAUCGCAACAAUGGUGUAAGAGAGACAAUUGUCCAGCCACCAGCAGGGUUUGCAGACUCACCCCGACCUGCCCACAGAGACCGAGCCACCACUCCGGCACCCAGACUAUACAAGAAAGCAGACAAACGGUUCCGUUCUGAGGAGAGGAGACACCAGGCCAGAGUACAUGCCGAAGCAGUUAGGGCUAAAUCUGAAGAGCGGGGCAGGGAGGAGAAAAAGGAGAAAGUAAGGCCACUGACCAGGUCUACUGAUGCAAGUAUGGAGAAGUUAAGGUGCAGUCCCAGCAGCCUGUGUUCUGAUGACGAUGAUUGUGGGAUUUACGCAGAUUCCUACCACAGUUCUACCUGGGUAUAUAUUGGUGACAAUGAGGAACUUCAAGUCUGGCAGAGGCCUACCAGUAAAGAUGAUGAAACAUCAAGAAGAGACUCUGUAGAUUCUACAGGAUCGGAAAGAGAGUUCAGGAGACGAUAUCAGGCCAUUACUCAUCGCAUGGUUCAUCGAAAGUCGAGUUUGGAAAUGUAUAAACGUUUAGCAUCAAAGUCCUUUGAAAGUGACAAGAAAGUGAUGGUCCGCCGUGUGUCUGGAGAGUUUGGAUUCCGUAUCCAUGGCUCAAGACCUGUUGUUGUAUCAGCCAUUGAGCCCUCUACCCCAGCAGAGACCUCAGGGUUGGAAGUGGGAGAUAUUGUCAUCAGUGUAAAUAAGAUCAAUGUGUUGGAUGCCAGCCAUUCUGAUGUUGUCAAACUUGCUCAUGGAGGAUCAGACACAUUAGAGCUGGAAGUUGCAAGAACAAGUGAUGUAUUUUCUCCAGGAAAUGUUACAAAACCUGUAAUGUGUGGUAGUUUAUCACGUCUUUCAAGUUCUUCCAAAAACCGGGGAACUUGGAUCCCCAGACAUUUUGUUCUCAAGCAAGAUCACUGCCUUUACUAUUACAAGACUGAAACCGACUCACAACCUGUAGGGGCAGUGCAUCUUGCAGGCUACAGCAUAACCCGAACUCCAGACUCAGGUUAUCCUCACAGUUUCCGCCUGAGCAAGAAAAGUGCUCUCAGCCUCCAUCUUGCUGCCAACUCAUCUGACAAACUUGAACAGUGGAUCAACGCUCUCAGUUCAGCAACUAAACCUCUGGAAGAGCCAUGGUUGGAUGAAAAAACUUUAAAACUGCCUCCAACAAGAAUACAACAGCCUGAGUGUGCUGGAACACUCUGUACUCUGGUGCAUCACAGGGGUAAGGCCUGGAGACGGAGGUUCUGUCUUCUGAAAAAUGCUUGCUUGUACUUCUACUCAGACAUUAACGCUGAUUGUGCAUCAGGAAUGGCGUGUCUGCAAGGCUACAGAGUACAAAGUUCAGCAUCAGGAGCCAAAAGAUUCGCUUUUGAACUAGUACCUCCAGAACCAUCUCUGAAACAUUUUUACUUCUACACCGAUACAGAAAUGGAUAAGAAAAGGUGGCUUGCGGCACUAGAAUACUCAAUAGAUAGAUGGAUAAAAGUAAGUUGAACCGAAGGAAACGAAGACGUCCUGACUGAGAAUUGUGAACAUGACUUCUGUCCCAUCACGGAAAUAAAGUCCGAUUCGAAAACGAAAUAAUAAGUUUUACGAAAUGUAUAUUUAUAUAUACACAGUUUUAUUACUAAGUAAUAAAAUGAGUCUGGAGUAUAUAUUUGAUUGUGUUUAUUUAAAAAAACAAACUGCAUGUAUAUUUCCAGGAAAUAUUGUUAGCAGUUAUGAGUGGUUAGUGUAGUAUAGUGAAGGUCUGUUGUCAAUGUGUGUGUCACCUCUCCUAACCGAGUACAAGCCACAAGUCUGGCUAAACACAGUAAGCCAACACCAACUGGGUACAUUAUCGCUAAUGGGAUUCAAUUAUCAUUGAAGUGAAUGUAUUUUUAUAUUUUUUUAUAUUUAGUUGGUUCCUAUUUAAUGAUACACAGUAGUUAUAUCACAGGUUCACAGUUUCUAAUUGUUUUGGAAAGUUUACAUAACAUUUGUAUACAUUUUAGUCCAUUAAAAUGUUUAUGCAAUUAUCCGUGAUGUUUUAGAGUAUUUUAAAAUCAUAGUUCACCAGGAGCGGCUUAUACAGAGAAUGUUCUUGUAAAUAGAAACAUUGAUAAUAUAUGACUAAUUUAAUGUGUGUUAAAUGUUUUCCUAUUGUUUAGUGCUAUAUUUUGAUACAAAAUAAAUCUGUUCAAAAAUAUAUAUAUAUGUCAUGUUACAUAAUACAAUGUAAAUAAUGUAGCUAAUGAACAUAUCGUUGGUAAUAUACCACAAGAUAUGCCCAAGAGAUUAAUUUGGCAAGGUGUAUCUUGUUAGUCGUUUCGUGUUUGAAAUUCUAAAACUAAUUCCUAGUGGUUUUUGUAGAUAUGUUAUACUUCCAUUGCAUGCCAAAAUUAUAAAUGCUGUGUUAAAAAUUAAACAAGGAUUAGAAGAUUUCUGAAAUAUAUUUGGAUUGACAGUUACAAAUACACAUGUUUCUAUAUGUACUUAUAGAUUAAUAAUUGGCAAGAAAAUUAUUAUUUGAAAUAAAACAAAAAUGUUUUAUGUGUUUAUUACAUAGUGAGUUAAAAAAUAUGUUAAUAUAGUGAACAUCAAAAUCUGUUCUUGUUUUAUUUUUAAUCAUUAAAGAAAACUGAAAAUCCUUUCUUUUUUUAUAAAAAACAUAGUAAUCAUAAGAAAUUCCCAUCUUACUCAUUGAUCUUGUUACCAAUAAAAAAUAGUAGUACAUGCUGAAAGAUAUAACAUAAAAACCUUAUGUAAUAUCUUAAGCUUGUUACACUAAGCAUGUCAUAUCUUGGAAUCUGUUUCAUACGUAACAAGUAUAUAAAAUACAAACCUUCAAAUUCUAGUGCUUCAGUACUUUACUGUACAUUUAAUGCACGAAUAAAAUUGCUAAAGGCAAUUCUUAAUGAUCCUGUGAUUAGAUUCUUCUUAGUAACAGAAUACCUAUCUUUAAAGAAUUCUCUAACAUUUACAUUCUAUUCACAACAGGUAUGAAUAAGUUUAUGUUCAAAGACCUAUUUACGAGCACUUAGUGAUGUGCCAUUCUUUGAGUUGUAAAUUCGAAGAAUUUCUUGUAAAUCAAAAUGUUUAAAUUAUUGUCUGAACUAUAUAAACUUGCCAAAUGAGCUUCUUGUGUUUAAAUGAUCAAAAGGCCUACAUAGUGUUUUAAGGUGAGAUUAAGUGAUAAAUAUAUUAUUUGUAAGUUCAUACAUUGUACAUUUUAUGCACGUGAUAGAUUGAUAAUAGAGUGAUCGCACCUGGGAUUUAAAACAAGGUUUUCAGUAAAUCUCUUCAAUGUUCAUAUUUUAUAUUUCAUAGAAGUGAAUUUCACAGUUCCCCGAAUCCUGUUGUAGGUCUGAAUUAUCUACUCCCUGAUCUUUAUAACGAGUUUGACAGAGUUAAUAUUUAAUGUCUUAUCUAUGUUUAUAUUGUAUCACUUGUAGUAGGUUUUAAAUAUUAUAAUUUAUCUUGUAGAAUUCAUCAUAAUGAUCAACUUAUUUAGUUACAUGUUAAUACAGAAAAGAAGAAAUCCAAUGUGAAACAGCCCAGACAACAUGAUCAUGCUAAUCAAGCACUCAGUUAUUGCUAAGAUUACCUGUUUGUUCUGCUAAACCUGUUUAAACUGCUCUAACACUGUACCUGAUCAGAGAUACUUUACUCUCAUUCAAACCUGUAGUAAUUUUCUUACAAAAUUUUUAAAAUAGAGUGAAAUGGAUUUAUUACAAAAUAUUCUCAACGAUGAUCUAUAUCAUACUAAUUACGAGUUACAGUGUAAGGAUAUAAUUAAUUGUAAGAAUUCAGUACGAGUAUAACCACACUAUCUCUCUUGUAUUCCUAUUUAAAUAAUAUAACAAGUAAAUGUCAUCUGUGUUAUUUUUUAUUUUAAGGAUCACAAUUCUGUUCCUAAUUCAUAGUUAAAACAAAAAAAGUAUUGGACAGAGAGGAAUUGUUUAAUUAUUGCUCAAAACCUGCUCUCAGACAAAUACACGUGAUCUAUGAAAUGCUCUAGUGAGCUAAGUCGGCUUCAGCUGAGCAUAUCAAUAUACUUAAUAUGUUGUAAUAUUCUGAAAAAAAAAAAACUGUUUUGGCAUGGACAAAUAAAUAUUAUUAAGAUUGUUUUAUAUGAUAAUGUUGACCUACAUGUGUACAUUUUAUCCUAGUAGGCCUACUCUAGAAUUAAAUUUACACUGACUAAAUUAUAAGACUUGCCCAUUCUGUGCUUGUAAGAGCAUGUAUUGUGCUAUAUUACAGUAGCUGUAACACACAAUGAUGAGCACAUUAUACGUUUCAGUGUGAAAUCGUGUUACUAGGUUUUAACAUGAAAGUUGAACAAAUAAAGUAACUAAAUUUUAAAUUAACAUUUAUAUGAGAAAAUAAUGAACACAAAUAAACAAAGUUACCACUGGAUACACUUCAUGGGUUUCAAGUGACUUUAAUUCCAUGAACAAACGUUGUACCCAAUUUACUUCAGUUGUUCUAGUAGUUUUUAUAAGUUUAAUGUUUAAGUUUCACAAAAAUUAGGAAUUAGUGUGUAUCUAAAUAACAAACUGAACCAUUUUAAAGUGUUUUAAUAAAAACAUGAUUCAAUACAUAAAAAUGUAUUUGUUAAUACAUAGGGAGAAUUUGAGUAGUAAAAAACAAAUGGAAUGUAAGAACAUUUAAUUUUGUUCUCCUGAAUAUGUAAAGGGGUUUUAAUAUUAGGCUGUUAAGUAAAAUUUUCCAAAAUCGCACAAAUGUCAAAGGCUCAAAGUCAUUAACGAAUUAUAGUUGAACCUUACACUGCCAUUUUUUGCUCUGUAUGACAACUACAGCUGGAGAGGAAACUGUAACAAUUGAACAUAUUAUUGGAAGUUUAAUAAUAUUGUUCCAAGUACCCAUCAAAAUUUAGUUACUUACUUAACAUUAAACAUUUUAUAAUAUUGAGUAUUUAUACAUUGCAACUUAAAGAAUAUUAAAUCGGUCAACACUAUUGUAAUUUUUACAGACAUAUUUUGGUUCAUGUGUCUCUGGAAUUUAAACUAAAACACCACAAACACAACAUUUUUGCUUAAUAAUUUAAGUAAUAAUGUGGUUUAUCUAUAACAAAAUAAGCUAAAUUCUGUAUAUUCGUUUAUCAAAGCCAACUCCAAAAAAUUGAAAUGUUCAGCUACCAAAAAGUUUUUAAACAUUACAAACAAUAGUUACUAAAUUAUAAGAUGACUUUUAAAGAAUUCCAUGUAUAUGAAUAUGUAAUUUUAAUAACUCCUGAACUACAAAUUGUCAAAGUCAAAACAUUAAAACUAAUCAGUUAGAGAGAUAAUUUUAAAAUCUAUUUUUACUUGAAAACAUUAUACAAGCAAACCUUACACAGACAGUCCCAAUUAUGUCAAACUAUUUACAAGUAAGCAGAAAAUAAAAUUCACAUGAAAAACCAUUGAAUAUUUCUGUAUGAAUUUUCAAUGCAAAAAUUCUAAAAAAAUGUCUGUUUUAUAUUUAAAAAGAUCAAAUUAACUGUAGCAGUAAACAUGCUUUAAGUAGUUUUUACAAUAUUUAAUUACAUUGAUGAAUGUACUGUAACUCAAAGAUAAAAGUUGUUGGCUUGUGAAAAUUCUGUCCAUACCUAACUAUUAUUAGUCGAAAGUCACAUCGUCUCACAUUUUUUGCGAUAUAAAUCCCUAAAUUCUUCAAGUGUUUUAAAAUUUAAAAACAAUUUUAAAGAAAAGUAUUAAAGUGAAUGUAAACUGCCAGACAGAUUAGAAUUACCUAAAUUUAUAGUAUGUGGAUCAACUACUUAAAAUAGUAUUUCUAUUGUUAAACUUUUGUGUACAGAGCAAUGAUUAACUAUGACUUCACAAAAUAUUUUGUGCUUAGGCUACUUUAAGAGUUGUUUUAAUUAAUACAAUAAAUAAUAUAUUUCACAUCAUGUUUGGUGUAUUUACAUUAUGUUUAAAACAGUAUGAUUGACUCACUAUUACUUUCAAGGUAGGGAAUUUACAAUGAUUAUUGCUAAAACAAAUCUAUAAAUAUCCAAUUCUAUUCGUUACAUAAAAGCAUUGAUUUACAAAACAGUGGUUUAAUUUCAACAGGGUAGAUAAAAUAACAAACUUAUUAAAUUCUGAAUAGAUUUAACACCCAUUUUAAUUUUGUAAUUAGUUAUAUCAUAAACAGUAUAAGUUAAAUAAGUUACCAUACCGUACUUACUUUAUUAGGAAUCUCCAUGCGCUACAUGUGACCACUAUGUGUUAGUUCCUAAAUGCACAAGAGAUUUAGAUACUGUAACUCCAAGAGUGUUGAAUAGUAUUUUAGAUUAGAUUCUGUAUUAGAAUAGUUGCCUGUUCUUACCAUAUUAAGUGUAAAUUAAGCACCGAUCAAUAGAACUUCUCUAGUAUAUAUGUUUUUCAAGAAUAUCACUUUCUAAAUUAUGUUACAUUGGACAUGACUAUCUUGACAACAUUCUGAUUCUUGAUCUGGAAUGGAUAUAAAAUCUAGAAAUGUUAUUUGUUACUUCUCACAAUUACAUAUGGACUACUGCUACUCUACUGAUGUACACACAGGGUUAAUGCCAAAAUGCAGAUCAGUUGGACAUUUCAAUAAAAAUUAAUUCUAAUAGAUUUUAUGUCAGGAUGACCUAGUGGUCUAAGGUGGUGGUUUUCUAAUACAGACAACUUGUAAUCCGAGACAAGUAGGACUUGGUGUAUAUGACAGAAUUGGUGUAUUAUUACUGUAUACUAUGUACUAUUUAUAGAGCAUCUAUUGCAUUUCUCAUUUUUUAAUUGAAAACACAUUUGAAAUAUAAUAAUUUACAAGAUGGUGAGAAACUCAUAUGAUAUUCAAAUAUGGCCACAGACUUAUAUUUUGUGUAGAAAUAAAAUUAUGUGUCAUGGUAUAAACCGGUCUUCUCGUAUAACAAACAAACAUGUUUUCAAACAACUAUAAAAAAACUAAUUAUAUUAUUUAUAAAAGCAGUUAUUUUUAGAAAAUAAAAUAAAUACCUUUGAUAAUCAGGUAACAUUAAUUGAGCUUUAGCUUGUGUAAUAAUUAAAUCACAUUUUACACUUUUUAUAUAGGAUCAAUUACAUGGAGUCUGAAGGCACCGUAUUCCUCUCAAUUAUUAUUGGAAAUGUUAAUUGGGUCAAAUAGUAAUCAUGUGAUGUUUAAUCUUAAAAGUCUUCAUGAGAAAAUAGUUACACAAGAAAAAUCAAUUGAAUAAUUUACUGUUAAAACAAUGAAAGCUAUUUAAUAUUCUCAAAAAUUUUUAGAUAAAAAAUGAGCCACUAAGUUUUUUAAUAUGUAACGCACUAAUUAUGAGCUUAAAACAUAAUUAGAACAGUGAGAUGUAAAAAAUAGAAUUAACAAAAUAUGUAUACAUGUUUUAUUAAAAAGGGAGGGUGAGUGUACAAAACCAAAAUUAGGUAAAUUGUAUAUUUGAACUUUUGCUAUCUUACAUAAUUUAUCUUACUGUAAAAUGAGUCCAGGUCUUUAAAAUGAGAUAUUGUAUAGUUAUUUGUUUCACCUAAAACCUCCAUCCAUUUACCUAUGACUGCAAUAUUCAAAAUGUGAUUCUAUUAGAUAAUCCCUGCAUCAGAAUCGGUUGCUGCAAAUCACAUUCAAAUAACUCAAGUAAUAAAAUACUACUUGAUGCAACUUGUACAAAAAUGUGGACUUUGCUUUUUCCAUAAAAAGGGGCUGUGGUAUAUAAUAUUUCAUGAAUAUUUUGUUUUUGCUACUAUUAUGCAUUGUACUGGGAUUAAAAUUAGGAAAUUCAUUCAAAUUUCCAACAUCACUUAAUCAUUAUGUUAAGUUUUUAUAACUUCAUAUAAUUUGAAGAACAUUUUAUGAAAUACAAAAGAUAUAAGAUACAUUAUUCAAAAUAAAUAGCAUUUUCACAAUGAAACUUCCUAAAGACAAUGCUUCUGGAAUUCAGUUUGAGUUAUUGCUUGUCAUUUAAUGGACUAAAACCAUAAGCAUAACACAACACACAAGUAUUCAUACAAAACAAAUAUUCAGAAGACCCACUAAUUUACACUCAGUCUAUUACAAAAUAGAUUGAAGAAAAUAAAGCUAUAUCAACCUAUUAGUCUUAAACAUGUUAUUUGCUAUCUGUGUUUAAAUAUGGUUUGUGCCAUAGAUGAUUUUGUAGUCCUGUAUUCAUUAGCGUAGCAAAACAGAGGUUUACCUUAAGGCGUUUAAAUUUGUCCUAUACUCACUUCACUCAUAAAAACACUAACUUCCUUGAUGUACUGUCAAACUUUCUUAAAAAUUGCGUUGCAUACGAGUAGAGCUCUGUUCAUACUACACAUGUGUAUUUUGUGGUGUUAAGUGUGGCAUUAUUGUUUUUGUAAAGUGGAUAUUCUUGAUGUCUUUUAGUGUCAUUUUUAUACAAAAGGCUUUAAUUAGCUUUAUAAGUUAAAGCUGAAUUCUAAAGUAAUGUCCGUCAAUUAUAAUUUACGAGAAACCUGCGGUUUUAACAUGUGCACCUGUGUUUAUGGUGAACUUACUAAUAUUACUUUCACAACUACUGCUUAGAAUGCUAACAGUAAAGCUUCAUCCUUUUAACACCAGUGCUAUUUAAUAGGUAUGUUGAAUCAUAAAAAAUAAUUAGAUUAUAUAUUUAUGAAAACAGUGUGUUAGUAAAAAAAAUCUACUUUAAUUGACAGUAAAUGUUGCUUGUUUCAAUGUGUGAUUAGUGUGUGUAUGUUGUAUUAGAAUACAAAAACAUUUCACUAAACAAAACAAAAUAGAAAUUUAACAAGAAAUCUUUAAUGAUGAUACCUCUAAAAUAAUGAUGUUUAGAUUUUUUGGUUGUUACUCCUACGAAUACUGGACAAAGACGCACAAAGUAGAGUAUACCAGAUGUGCAUUUGAUAAGUUACUAUGACAAAACAAAAAAUUCAAGAUAAGAAAAUUAUAGAGAGUGAUUUGCUUGAAAAUUAAUCCAAACAAAUACUGCCAUUUAAAUGUGUAGAAAUUUAUAUAUAGAGGUAUGUAAAAGGUUACAUUAAUGUAUAAAGUGUAAUGUUAAUGGUUGUUAGUGAGGGAACACUUAAACAAAGAUUUCUAAAUAAAAUCCUUAAAGUGCUCAAAUAAAGUAUGUUUGUUGAUACAA